CAAAAUCCAAAAUCAAAUUGGUUGCAAAAAAAUAACAAUAAUAAAAAAACUCUUUUUUCCACCACUUUUUCCUCCUCCUUCCCCAAAAAUUUCAACUCAAUUUUUUCCUUAGAUUUCCCAUCUCAAUUCCACAAAAAAAUCUCAAAGAAAUCUGAGGAACAUUUCCCCCUUUUCUCACUUUCUUGAUUCUUGAUUCUUGAUUCUUGAUUCUUGAUAUAUACAAAGAAAAAAAAAAGGAACCAACCCGAUAUACAUAGGUUGAUUUUUUUUUCUUGAUUUUGAUUUGUAUUGAAUCUAAGCAAAGGGUGUUGUUGAAAAAUGGGUGACAUGAAGGAUAAGAUGAAAGGAUUCAUGAAAAAAGUCAACUUUUCUUCAUCAUCAGGUAAAUUUAAAGGUCAAGGUAGAGUUUUGGGUAGUGGUAGUAGUAGUAGUUCUUCCUCAAAUAAUUUACAUGCAAAUUCAAGAACUUUGGCACAAAAACCAAGAAAUUAUGAUUCAAGAAUUGAUAAUAAUAAAGUAGAUAAAGCUGAUGUAAAGGAUGGUUUUGAUAGUUGUUCAACAACCUUGGCACCAAAACCAAGAGAUGGUGAUUCAACAAUUGAGAAUAAACGUGAUGAUAAGGUUAAUAGAAGUGAAAUAAAGGAUGGUUUUGAUCCCUAUGAUGAAUUAGGUUCAAGAACUUUGGCACAAAAACCAAGUAAUUGUGAUUCAAGAAUUGAGAAAAAAAGUGAAACAAAGGAUGGUUUUGAUCCAUAUGGUGAGUUAGUUACUAGUGGUAAGAGGAAUCCAAAAGGGUAUUCACUUAAUGUGUUUGAGUGUCCUGUUUGUGGUAAUGGUUUUGUUUCUGAAGAAGAAGUUUCAACUCAUAUCGAUAGUUGUUUAAGUUCUGAAGUGAGUAAUUUGGAUGUUGUUGAAAGUAAAGUUGUUAGAAGUGAAGUGGAGGAAUGUGUUAGUUUAUAUGUUUCAGGAAAGCCAUCAGAGGGGUCAGUUGAGGUGGUUAUGAAGUUGUUAAAGAAUAUCGGGAAGGAGCCGAUGAACGAUAAGUUUAGGAAAAUAAGGAUGGCGAAUUUGAAGAUUAAGGAGGCUAUAGGUGAUGUUGUAGGUGGAGUGGAGUUAUUGGAGUUUGUUGGAUUUGAGUUGAAAGAAGAAGGUGGGGAAAUUUGGGCUGUGAUGGAUGUUCCUUCUGAAGAACAACUUGUUGUACUUAGGAAUGUGGUUUUGCUUUUGGAGCCAAAGAAGGUUGAGGAGUUGGCAUCAGCAUCCCAAGUUAAGGGGAGUGAACCAGUUGAGCCGAAGAAGAUCGAUAGACAGAUUAAGGUGUUCUUUUCUGUUCCGGAGAGCAUCGCAGCAAAAAUUGUGUUACCUGCCUCAUUCUUUAACCUCUCACGUGAGGAAUUGAGAAGAGAGGCAGAGAUGAAGAGGAAGAAGAUAGACGAGUCGAAAUUAUUGAUUCCUAAAUCUUAUCGGGAAAAGCAGGCAAAAGCCGCAAGAAAGAAGUACAUAAAAUCCAUUAUCCGAAUACAGUUUCCGGAUGGAGUGUUGCUUCAAGGUGUCUUUCUACCUUCUGAGUCAACUAGUGCUCUUUAUGAGUUUGUGAGCUCAGCGUUGAAGGAACCAAGCUUAGAGUUUGAAUUAUUACAUCCGGUGCUUGUCAAGAGGCGUGUGAUUCCCCAUUUUCCAGCUCCUGGUGAGAGGGCUAAAACACUUGAAGAGGAGGAUUUGAUUCCUUCAGCUCUACUCAAAUUUAAGCCUAUCGAAACAGAUUCCAUUGUCUUCACAGGUCUCUGCAAUGAGCUUCUUGAAAUCAGCGAGCCCCUCGAGAAUGGAUCAGUUGCUCCCUCAUAAGCCUCUGACUCUCUCUCUCGACAUCUACAUUGUUACUUUGGAGACUUAACUGUGAACUUCCAAUUCUUCUUGAAUGGAUCUGGAAACAAGACCAGCAAUUCUUGAUUUUUUCUCUUCAUGUUCAUGUUCUUGUUUGUGCAAAUCAUAGGUUAAACUGUACAGUCCUGUUGUAUUAUUUGAUUGAUACAUCAGUUUUUUCAUAAACUUUUGGUUUCAAAUUAAUGGACUGAAUUGAGAACUUGAUAAUUUGAUUGAUGAAAUACAUGGCAAAUCUGUUUACUUGAUUAA
This is a messenger RNA of Capsicum annuum, 2133 nucleotides long. RefSeq names its product plant UBX domain-containing protein 2. The transcript has 3 exons. NCBI's taxonomy places the organism in Eukaryota, Viridiplantae, Streptophyta, Magnoliopsida, Solanales, Solanaceae. Gene Ontology annotation, biological process: DNA repair; defense response to fungus. The record is from RefSeq and is a predicted model, not a curated record. The coding region runs from base 319 to 1845 and encodes 508 amino acids. Gene Ontology annotation, molecular function: protein binding; DNA binding.